AUGAUAUUAGCUACUCUUUAUUUGCUGUUAUUUUUCUCGUGCGUAAUUGGGACAAGGACCGCUCACCAGGAUUACAUCUCUGUGUUUCAACUUGAUGCAAGGGAUCGAAGCCCAAUUAAGAUAGUUGAAGAGAAUGCUGCUGUAGCUUACUUGGGGGAUACAUUCGAUAUAUCUGAUUUUUAUUCCUUGGGAAAGGGCAGUGAUAGCAUUGUGAAUUUUAUUGAUGAGCAGAAGGAUUUGAUAGAAGGCGGAAGCUCUGAGAAACCUAAAAUGAUCGUUUUGGUCAAUGGUGCAGAGGAGCCGGAAACAUUUAUUGAGAACAGGAUUCCGUCUUUUAAGGUUCAAGGAAAAGCUGGAAGCUUAACUCAUGGUAUCUUCAGUAAAUUUCCAAGGCAGUUUAUGGCUUUAAGAUCAAAAGACUAUAAUCUUGAUGCUUUGACUGACGAAAUGAAGCUAUUAUACUUGAAAGGUGAAAAUAGUGACAAAUUAAUCAGGCAUUUUCACUUCUUCAAUGAAAACUUGAUAUCUAUAUGGAAAAAUUUCAAGUCAAAUGUCAUUGGCUCUUUCAAAGGAACUGCUGAUGAAGAGAUAGUUGUAAGUAGAGGAAGUAAAUUGGACAUGUCAACUUUAAAUGUCAUCAAUGACAGGCUCUUUAUCAAUGAGUUGUCUCAGUUGGUUCAUUUGAAUCAGGAGGAAGCGAAGAAAGGAAAUUUAAUUUUCUUCAACUCUAAUUCUUUGUUAUCUAUACACAGAAUGAUUGGGUCUGAAUCAAGUACCUACAAGUUCGCUAGAAAAGUCCUUUCUAACUUUCUAAUUAAGUUGCAAGACAAGUACGAGAUUAUAGUUGUUUCCAUUCCAGUUGGAACUGCUCAACCGUAUCACUCAAACAUUUCCAAGAGAAAUAAAGAGUUGGCGGACCUUUUUAAGAUCAGCGAUUAUUCGAAGAGGUCCGUAACUUCAAAUUCAUGUUUUGGAUCUGAGGAGGCCUGUCAAGCAAGUACUUCGAAUUGUAACAGUCAUGGUGUAUGCUCAAAGGUGAAGGCGAAAUGCUGGACCUGUUUGUGCUCUCCUACUUUCAAUAAGACUACAUCAAAGACUACCAAAUGGUCGGGCACGGAUUGUAGCAAAAAAGAUAUAUCCGUCGAAGCAAAUCUAUUCUUAUGGUCACUGUUGGCAUUGGCUAUCUUCUUUGUUGGUGGGAUCAAAUUACUAAUUGACGUAGGUAAUGAACCUUUACCUGGGGUGUUGGAUGCCGCUACAAGCUCUAAAAAGUCUUCGUAA
Messenger RNA from Priceomyces carsonii, 1281 nucleotides. RefSeq lists its product as uncharacterized. The transcript has a single exon. Gene Ontology annotation, cellular component: endoplasmic reticulum. NCBI's taxonomy places the organism in Eukaryota, Fungi, Ascomycota, Pichiomycetes, Serinales, Debaryomycetaceae. The record is from RefSeq and is a predicted model, not a curated record. Bases 1 to 1281 code for a protein of 426 amino acids.